AUGGCCAGUUGCUUACGUGCCCCCGUGCAAUUCUGGGACGAUCCUGCUGCAAAACCGUCUGCCGAAGCAUGGAAUUCUUGGAAAACUACAUUCACAGACUAUUUGGAUUUACUUUGUGUAUUUUCCCCGGCGGUGCAGCUAACCGAGAAUGACAGAAUCAAAUUUCUACGGCACUAUUUGGGCCAGGAAGGUAGACAGCUGUUUGACGCACUCGAUCUGAAAGUCAAAUCAAGUCUGGGAGAAGUGUUUUGUGCAUUAGACAAACACUGGGACAUUCGUCCUAAUAUAUUUGUUUCUNGAGGUGAUGUUGUGGCCUGCGGUCGAGUGAAACGUUUACCGUUUAUCAUCACAUGA
Echinostoma caproni is the source of this 354-nucleotide messenger RNA. Lineage: Eukaryota; Metazoa; Platyhelminthes; Trematoda; Plagiorchiida; Echinostomatidae. The record is from the annotation of a GenBank genome assembly.